This is a messenger RNA of Camellia sinensis, 1021 nucleotides long. RefSeq lists its product as uncharacterized. Gene Ontology annotation, biological process: regulation of flower development. Gene Ontology annotation, cellular component: nucleus. Gene Ontology annotation, molecular function: protein binding; DNA-binding transcription factor activity. The record is from RefSeq and is a predicted model, not a curated record. Lineage: Eukaryota; Viridiplantae; Streptophyta; Magnoliopsida; Ericales; Theaceae.
GAGAAACCAAUUUUAUAAACCAGACGUGUCUCUCCUUCAUUCUUCAAAUUCUCUUCAACCAGAAUCUCAAUCAACGCGAUAUGUACGGACCAAACAAUAAUACCCAUUCACUAUUCGGUUACACCACCUCACCCGACUGCGCCGCCAAUUUCCCUCUACUCGACGUGACGGCCAACGGUUACUUAGACGCAGCAACAGAGACGGUGGCGCCGACAUUGAAGUCGGAGGUGGGAUAUAUGAGCAGUGGAUGCAGUAGCUACGGGUCUGGGAGUUCGGGUACCAACGGUUGUUACUCGGGUCUCACACCGAGACAGAGUUUGAUGCAGAGGAGUGUCAGCACUCAGUCGCUUCGCAAGAACAAUAGUAAUGGAGUUCGCCAGGUGCUGCCAGCGGCGGACCUAUUGGACUGGGAGACUAGUCAGGUGAGGAGGGUGUUCAGUGCCGGUGACUUGCAGGGGUUUAAUGUGGGGCAACAUUACCACCGAUCAGAGGAGAGCUCAUUGAGCCCAUUAUCGAGUGAGAUUAGUAUCAUAGAAGGUAUGAGCAAAGCCUACCCUUAUAGCCCAGAGGAGAAAAAGGAGAGAAUUGAGAGAUAUAGAAGCAAGAGAAACCAAAGAAACUUCAACAAGAAGAUUAAGUAUGAAUGUAGAAAAACUUUGGCUGAUAGUAGGCCGCGCAUCAGAGGACGAUUUGCUAAAAACGAUGAAGUCGGAAAGAGCUCCCAAAAUCAAUUGAGUCAUAUGGGUAUAGAGGAAGAUGAUGAAGAUGAUAGCAAUUGGAUCAACUUUCUCGACUCAUUUUCAGCCAGUCUAAUUCCUUAAUUAAAUCUUAAAAGGUUUUAUGAUCUAAAUGUUUUAGCAAAAUAUAGUGUGGCAAAAUUUUAGAUUGCUUGGUCUUUAUUUUAGUGACGCAUUCUAGAAGGCUUGUAUGUCUUAAGCUAAGGUUUGGUAUCAUUGUGAAUUCAUAAAAAUCCAAACCGAUUUCAAGUUUCAAUAAUAUUGUCUCAAAGUUAUUGUUAUCA